This is a messenger RNA of Moneuplotes crassus, 1131 nucleotides long. The record is from the annotation of a GenBank genome assembly. NCBI's taxonomy places the organism in Eukaryota, Ciliophora, Spirotrichea, Euplotida, Euplotidae.
GAAAUGGAGUACCUUAAGGAUGAGCCUGAGACUCAGGCCAUACAGAUAAUCUCAACUGAGGAUGUGGAAGAAGCUAAUGAGUUUGUAGACAAUGCUAGAGGCCAAGGCCUGAAGAUUGUAGGUACACAUAGUGGAGCAUUCCAUUGUGAUGAGGUCCUCGCAUGUACUAUGCUGAAGUAUACUGAGGAAUACGCCAAUCCUGCCAUUGUUAGGUCAAGAAAUCCAGAAAUCCAUGAGCUGGUCGAUAUCUUAAUGGAUGUAGGAGAUGUCUUUGAUCCUUCUAAGAAGAGAUUUGACCAUCAUCAAAAAACUUUUGAUAGUUACUUUGAUGAUGCCCCAAAAGAAGGCUCCUACCCUAUAAAAAUGUCCUCAGCAGGGUUGAUUUAUAAGUAUUUCGGAAAAGAAAUCUUGAGAAAUAUCGGCAAACAAUUUGGAGCUAAUCUCGGCUCCACUGAGGAAGAAAUCACCAAAACUAUUGAAGAUUCUCACAAAGAUAUCUAUCAUUCCUUUGUAAAAGAAAUUGAUGCUAUUGAUAAUGGCGUGUCAAUUACAAAUAAAGAUGUGAGACCUAGAUACAAGAUCACCACUGGGCUUGGAUCUCGGAUUGGCAGACUCAAUCCAGCAUGGAAUGCUGAAGAUAAAUGCCCUAACAAAUGGUUCCUCAAGGCCAUGAGUGUCGGAGAAAAGGACUUCCUUGAUGCCAUUUACAGCAAAUAUAUGAUCUCAAGACCAGCCUAUAACAUUGUAAAAGAAUCUUUUGAGAAAAGAAAGGAGUUCCAUGAAUCCGGAGAGCUAGUACAUUUCGACCAAUUCUGCCCAUGGAAAUCACAUUUGUAUAAGCUUGAGGAAGAGACUAAGAAUGAAGGCCUCAUAAAGUUCGUCUUCUUUAAGAGUGGACCAAUGUACAGAGUCCAGGCAGUCUCAACUCAUGAGAGCGGAUUCGAAAACAGAAUCUCCCUUCAUGAAGAUUGGAGAGGUAAGAGAGGAGAUGAACUUAAGGAAGCAAGCGGAAUUGACUCUAUCUGUUUUGUCCAUCAUAGCGGCUUCAUUGGCGGAGCUAAUGAGCUCAGUGAUGUAAUAAAAAUGGCAGAACUCUCAAUUGCUAAGCACAGAGAAUCAGCUCCUUCAUAA